GUCAGCGAUUGGCGGGAAAAACUGCUGCUCAAAAGUCAUCAUCGAUUUGUUAUUGCACAUCGGCUGAAUUCUUACAUACAACUUAUGCUGACGUGUUUAUCAUAUGCAUCCUCUCUGCUACAGUAACGUGUAUCUUUUGAAUUGGACGACAAAUGUUUUGACUGACGCUAGGCGUAUCCUGAUCCUGUUUUCGAGAAUGUUGCCUGAGGGGAAAGAGGGAGGGCGGCUGACGUCUAGAUCCUGAUAAAUGUUGUGUGUAGACCAUUUGUUGUUAUUCCGGUUUUCAGCAUGGAGCGUUCCCUUCACUUCAUCAGGGUGGGAAAAUCCCUGUGCCUUAAGAUGGAGCUGCGUGUGUUACCUGUGCAGGAACAGACAACCUGGUUCACUUGUGAACACCAACAUGAGGUGGUGACCUUAUUGAAGGGAGUUAUUGACGCCAAACUUGAGGCUCUGAGAGUCCGAGGGAAGGCACUGGACAAAGUGACUGCACAGCAGGAUCCUGACAUCAUCACAGGUGCCACCUUAAGAGUGGCUUACUGCUUUAAGAAGAAUGAACUGAGUCACACUUUCCUUGUGGACACCAGUCAUCUUGACAACACUUCUACUGAUAUCAGCAGUGAUGAAGAGCAGACACCUUCCAUUGGAGGAAGCUACCGCAGCUUCAAACUGGAGAAUGUCCGUCUGGUGGCCUGUGUGUGUCAGUACAGCAGUGAGUACCCACAGACACUUCCAAACGAGAAGUUGGUGCAAGGUUUGAGCCAGAUCCCCUGGCCCCAGAGAGAAACAACAGACAUCAGUAGCUACUUCAGCCGGGCCCCUGAAAAAACAACAACUUCAACAAUGCCUGAUGGUCCUCAGGUCCCAGUAGCUGAGGAGAAGAAUAGGACCAAUCUCCGGAAAAUGAUGAAACGAGGAAAGCUUCAAAAGAAAAACUCCAAGAGGAAGAAUCAUCAGAUUCAGAAGGACACUGCAUCAUCAAGCCACAUGUCUGACUCAAAAAUACUCGAUCAAAAUGUUCCUAACACAACAAGGAAUGGUGUACAAACUCAGACUGAAGACAUAACAUGUGAUCAAGUAGAGAUGAUGUCAGAUUGGUCAGAGGACGCGCCAUCUGACAUUGUUCCCGCUGACAUAAAAAUGAUAGUUAGAGAAGGAACAUCAGAAGAGAUUACAAACGCUGUGGCAAGGAGCUGCCAGGAGUCAAACACAUUUCCUGACAGCCAAAAGUCUCAAGUAGGAGAUAUGUUAUCAGGAGAGCUCCCAAAGAAAAAGAGGGGAAGGCCAAAGAAGAACAAGGCUGCUGCCCCUUCUGUCAGUAAAGAUGGGGAUGUUAAGAUGCAUAAGAUGAGAACCAACGGUAGCAACUCGGUAGCUAGAGUAACAGAGGAUGGGCACAAAGUUGAAGCUAAGGGGGUCGACACAAUGGUGCAACAUCAAGAUAGUAUUGGUACCACCAAUAGUAUGACAAGCAGGGGAUUUGGCAUGUUGGAAAUCCAGAAUACCGAAGACCACAAAAAUGUGGUGGGCAAUGAUCCGCACGAGUCACAAGUUCAAGACAGAAAAGAUAUUGAGAAAGAAUCAAGCCAUUUCAGUGGAGAAGGUCAGCACCAAAUGUUUCUAGAUACCUCACAUGAUGCAAGGGAAAACAGACAUCUUGAUCCUGAUAGGUCAACAAUGAUCCCAACCAGCGCAGGCCCAUCAAGUUUAGACAGUGACAACAGGCAAAGCAAUGAUUUAAGAAUUCAGUUUAAAGAAUCAACAGAAUCCAGUCUUAAUGGCUUCAAAACCAGUAAGAGAAGAACUAAAAGAAAGUCGGAUUCACCUCUGAUUAAGCAGCCAAGCAAAUUUAGUAAGUUGUCCCGGAAAAAGUCCAAAAAAGCUGUCAGGAAAAACUGCUUCAAUACAUCCCAGUCACGGCAGGACACCUAUGAUGAGAGUUCUUCCCAGGAAAAAGUAGAAGAUGAAGACAAGAAGCAGAAAAGUAGCAAGAAGCAAACAUGUGGCACAGCUACUCUUCCAACUCCAUCCUCCACAGCAACUGAUGAUGACUACGAUACUGCAAAUGAGGAGAAAAUGGACAAGUCCAUCAAAGAUUUUGUUGGCAUUAGCAGGAACUCAGGCAAGCGAUCAUCUAAACAUCCAUCCUCACAGGAAAAGGAAGCAUCCAGGAGGUUGGAGAAAAUCCACAGAAAGAUGAAAAAGAUGGAGAUAUCUGAUGAUGAGGAGGAUGAGCUGCAUUCAGAUGUAAACAAAGGAUUAUUUUCACAGCAGGACACAAACUCUAGUCAAGUGUCUGCAGGUAGUGAUGGUGCCAUUGCUGUUAAAGAUGUGACCCCCAGCAAAAGUCAACAGAAGCCAAGCACACAUAACAUCUCUCUUUCAAAACGGAACCUGUCACCUGUCGUUAAGCUGGUAGACAUCUCUCAGGCAGAGCAGUUCAGAAGACUCCUCAGUCCAGUUCGUGAGAGAGCUAAGGAGUUAACCAGCUCUCAGGGGAGUGAAGUCAGCAAAAAGGCAGUUGUAGAAAGCAGGUCAAAAGACAGCCAUCACUCAAAACAACAUGGUCCAGCACAAAUAAUGAGGAAGCGGUUAGAGUUCAGGAGGCAGAGGUCAAAGGUGUUCGAUCUUGACUCAGCAGAAACCCUUGGGGAUGAGGACCACAACAGAAGUAGUUUUGAAGGCAAGACAAGGAAGUCAAGGUCCACUGUGUUUGAUCAGGAUUUGGACAGUUGUCCCAAUGUGUCAGAGGAGUAUGCCGUAAGCAGCCAGAACAUAGAAGCCAAAGAUGGCGGUGAUACAAAUUGGACCAGCAAGAAUCCUAACACAGAGAGCCACUGUGAAAAGGCUACAGUUAAUUCCUUUGAAGAAGAUGGGGAUGAAAAAGUAGUAGAUUACAACAAUGACAUUCCAUCCCAAACCCUUAGCCCUAGCACUAUCAAGAGAGCAGGGACUAUGAAAAAAGGUGGAAGAGGCAAGAAGUCAAAAGUUGUUAUUGAACCUAAUUCAAAAGACAAUAGACCAUCAAAGAGAAGCAGUAAAGCAGUAUCAAGACCCUCUCAAGAGGUCAGACAAGGUGACAAAAGACAAGAAAUUUCUAAAUCAAGGGUUUCAAAGAAGACCAAGGUCAGAGAUGAUCCAGAUAGCGGUUCAGUUAUUGUUGAUGAGGUAAAUACCACAGACAUACAGAAUGGGAACAGUACCGUUGAAGAGGCUAUCGAUGUACCAGAAGAUGACGUGGAUGAGAUUUGCUUUGUUGAUGAGUGGCAAACAGGAGACAAAGCUGAGAUGGAGAACUCCAUCAAGAAAAUCAGGCAUGUGAAAGACCUGAAUAGUGAGCAGAUCAGAUACCUGGUUCAGAAGGAGGAUCGCUACCUCAAGGACAUCUUCAAGGGCAAGUUGUUCUGUAGGAGGCAUGAAGAUUACAAGAGAGGAGGGAUUGCCAGAGCUGACCUUGACUUCCAGGUGCGGUUGGGAAUGUUCCAUGAAUCCCAGCAUGACGAAGUGUUAGAUGUGUUAAAUGCCAGGUACUGUCCAGCAGGCAACAACAAGUACCUUGACUAUGUGUUCAAAGUCCUCCUGCCCGAGGCUCUUAUCAAGAUCCACAUGGACAUCACAGGGACCAGCCAUGAUGAGAGUGAGGACAUCAUGCAGCAGGCCCUCAGCAGACGCAGCCUCUGUGCCUCCAUGUCCAUGUCUGACUAACCUUCAGCCAGAUACCAAGUAUAGUAAGGUAGCCUUUUGGCACCAACGAAAGUUGUAUUGGUUACAGGGUUAGGUAGCCAGUAGAAGGCUGCUAGUACAGCAUCAACUCCAUCCCACUUCACCAUUAAGGCUCUACUUAAGAUUUUACUUAAAUGUAAAGUAAAUUAAGUUUUCACUGCAUCAGCAGUCUUAUAUUUUCUUAGAAGCACAGAUAGUGUAGGAAAUGAUUACCUCUAAAACUUGAUUACCUCUACUGCUAUUUAAAUUUUAUUAUCCCUUAUAGGAAAUUUCUUGUGUGCAAUGAGUUAGAUUGAUUUCAACAGGUUUUAUUUUGUAGUGUAUAGUUUCAUUAUUAUGUGAAAAGGGUUUCAUAUAUCUAUGUUGAGGAUCUUGUUAAUAUUGUUUCAUGGCAACAGAAUCACAUGGUAAGCUUUUAAUAUAGUUGGACUGUUCUGCCAGCAUGAAUACUUGGCCUCUUGCUAUUAAGUAUUAACAUUAACAAACCACAGCAGGAGAUACUACAUUUUGUUCAGAAUAGGAAAUGUUUAUUAAGUCAUGUUAACAGCCCUUGUUGAACGUUAUGUUGAACACCUUUGACAUGCAUGCAAGAUGCAUAUAGACAUUAUUACAGACUCUUUCCUACUUACUUAGUAUACUGUUCUUAUUAUGCUAUUUCUUUCAAAGUCACGACAGAAUUGAAUUAUACUAUUAUUGUCAUAUCUUCAUAUGAAAUUAUUUUAUCCAUAAGUUAUUUGACAGUACUAUCUUGGUGGCUAUAGCAAUGCUACUCUAUAUUGUUUGCUUAUAAAUAUUCACAUAAACAUUUGUUGUUCAUUAAUAAAGCUGGCAUUAUAUUAUAUAUAAUGUUACUAUCCAUAGGUUUAUUAACACCUUGUCAUUCAUUUAGUGUAAUAAUGCACAAUCAUGAAGAGAAUGUGAAGCACAUUUUAAGAUCAAUUAUCUUAAUUAAAAUUACUACAUUGUGCUUCGACCAAACACCUCUGUUUUCUUGUUAGCCCUUUUAAGUUAGCCCUUAUGGUGAUAAUAAAAGCUUAUCUAGUCACUGACACAUGCAUUGUGUGCUU
This is a messenger RNA of Branchiostoma belcheri (Belcher's lancelet), 4787 nucleotides long. RefSeq lists its product as uncharacterized. The transcript is spliced from 12 exons. NCBI's taxonomy places the organism in Eukaryota, Metazoa, Chordata, Leptocardii, Amphioxiformes, Branchiostomatidae. The record is from RefSeq and is a predicted model, not a curated record. The coding region runs from base 289 to 3702 and encodes 1137 amino acids.